Messenger RNA from Anguilla anguilla (European eel), 2299 nucleotides. Its product is annotated as NLR family CARD domain-containing protein 3-like. Bases 245 to 1933 code for a protein of 562 amino acids. The record is from RefSeq and is a predicted model, not a curated record. The transcript has 3 exons. Lineage: Eukaryota; Metazoa; Chordata; Actinopteri; Anguilliformes; Anguillidae.
GAAGAUUCUGAAGCUGUGUACAUAGUUGAGAAGAUGCUGGAGACCUGUGGCAGUGAGAGGUCUCUGAAGAUCACACUCCACAUCCUGAGGAACAUGAAGCAGAAGGAUCUUGUCGACUCACUGGAGAGAGAUGAGCACAAUGAAUCCAUAAAAAGAACCCAGCAGGAACUGAAAACUCAUCUGAAGAAGCAGUUUGAAUGCAUAUUUGAAGGUUUAGCAAAGCAGGGCAACCAAACCCUUUUGAAUGAUAUCUAUACAGAGCUCUACAUCACAGAGGGGGGGAAGUGGGGGGGUUAAUAAUGAACACGAGGUCAGACAGAUUGAGACAGCAUCCAAGAGUCAAACCACACAGGAGACUGCAAUCCUCUGCAAUGACAUCUUUAAGCCCUUACCUGGACAAAAGAAACCCAGAACUGUGCUUACAAAGGGCAUCGCUGGCAUUGGGAAAACCGUCUCUGUGCAGAAGUUCAUUCUGGACUGGGCAGAAGGAAAAGCCAAUCAGGACAUUGAUUUCAUCUUCACUCUUCCUUUCCGAGAUCUGAAUUUGAAGAAGGAAAAAGCAUUCAGUCUAAUGCAACUUCUGCAGCACUACUUUCCACAAGUGAAAGAGAUCAAAAAUGUUGUAGGUGAUGAAGUCAAAGUUUUAUUUAUCUUUGAUGGUCUGGAUGAGUGUCGACUUCCUCUAAAUUUCCGAAGCAAUAUGAAGUGCUGGGAUAUAACAGAGUCAUCAUCAGUGGAUGUGCUGCUGACCAACCUCAUUAAGAGGAAUCUGCUUCCCUCUGCUCUCCUCUGGAUCACCUCCCGACCAGCAGCAGUCAAUCAGAUCCCUCCUGAGUGUGUCCACCAGGUGACAGAGGUACGAGGGUUCAAUGACCCACAGAAGGAGGAGUACUUCAGGAAGAGAAUCAGAGAUCAGAACCUGGCCAGCAGAAUUAUCUCACACAUAAAGUCAUCCAGGAGUCUCUACAUCAUGUGUCACAUACCAGUCUUCUGCUGGAUUUCUGCUACUGUUCUGGAGACAAUGUUGGGUAAAGCAGAGAGUGGAGAUCUGCCCAAAACGCUGACUGAAAUGUACACACGCUUCCUGCUCAUUCAGACUAAUGUGAAGAAUCAGAAGUAUCAUGGCACUGAUGAGACAGACACAAAGAAGAUGUCAGCAUCAGAUACAGAAAUCAUCCUGAAACUGGGGAAGCUGGCUUUUCGACAGCUGGAAAAGGGCAAUCUGAUAUUCUAUGAAGAGGACCUGAGAGAGAGUGGCAUUGAUGUCAGUGAAGCUUCAGUGUACUCUGGGGUGUGCACAGAGAUCUUUAAAGAGGAUUGUGGGUUGUAUCAGGAGAAGGUCUACUGCUUUGUGCAUCUGAGCAUUCAGGAGUAUCUGGCUGCCUUGUCUGUGUUUCAUUCAUGUGUAAAUGAGAACAGAAAUGUACUCAGAGCAGAAGAAUCAAAACCUCACAGUGACAGAGUGCAGCUGUCUGAGUUACACAGGAGUGCAGUGGAUGAGGCCUUAGAGAGUAAGAAUGGACACCUGGACCUUUUCCUCCGAUUCCUUCUUGGCCUCUCCCUGGACUCCAUUCAGACUCUCUUAGGAGGACUACUGACACAGACAGGAAGCAGAUCACCUAGCAUUGAGAAAACAGUCCAGUACAUUAAGGACAGGAUCAGAGAAGAGUCUUCAGCAGAGAGGACCAUCAAUCUGUUCCACUGUCUCAAUGAACUGAAUGACAACUACCUAGUGAAGGAAAUCCAGAAUUCCCUGAGAUCAGGAAAACUUUCUGGUAAAGAGCUGGAACCAGACCAGUGUUCAGCGCUGGCCUUUGUGUUACUGAUGUCAGAGGAGAUCCUGGAUGAGUUUGAUUUGAAGACCUACAACACAUCAGCAGCAGGUCAUCAGAGACUGGUACCUGUAGUCAGGAACUGCAGGAAGGCCAUGUGAGUAUUAUGUCAUUAAUAAUGUAGAUGAUUGACCACAUAUUUUCCCACUUUCAAUUUCUAGUAAGAAUAAAGUGCAAUAAAGGCAAGUGAAAAUUUGGUUUAAAAAAAAAAAAAAAAAAGAUUUCUGAAUCAAGAUGUUUUAACUAGUGCCCUCAUUUGAUGUUUUAUAUCCAGAACAUAAGAAGCAUCAAAUGCAAAGCCUCAUCACUUAUCAUAUAUUUAAUUUAAUUUACUAUUACUAUUUACUAAUUUAAUACAUUUACUAAUUAUUUGCAAAGAUAGCAAUUGUGAAAUAAAUAAGGAGUUUAUUGAUAUCAGAGUAAUCUGAUAGAUCAGCCUUUAUCAGAACAUACAAUUCAAGCAGAUU